Messenger RNA from Pelobates cultripes (western spadefoot toad), 348 nucleotides. The record is from the annotation of a GenBank genome assembly. Lineage: Eukaryota; Metazoa; Chordata; Amphibia; Anura; Pelobatidae.
AUGGGACAUCAGGGAUAUGGGACAGAAUGUGACACAGACGGGGGCAUCAGUGAGCUGGGACGGAAUAUGACACGGACAGGUGACAUCACGGAGAUGGGACAGAACAUGAAGCAGACAGGGAACAUCAGGGAGAUGGGACGGACCAUAACGCGGACAGGGGACAUCAGGGAGAUGGGACAGAACAUGACGCAGACAGGGAACAUCAGCGAGAUGGGACGGACCAUGACGCGGACAGGGGACAUCAGGGAGCUGGGACAGAAUAUGACGUGGACAGGAGACAUCAGGGAGCUGGCACAGAACAUGACUCGGACAGGGGACAUCCGGGAGAUAGGACAGAAUGUGUCAUGA